This is a messenger RNA of Stegodyphus dumicola, 1161 nucleotides long. RefSeq lists its product as uncharacterized. NCBI's taxonomy places the organism in Eukaryota, Metazoa, Arthropoda, Arachnida, Araneae, Eresidae. The record is from RefSeq and is a predicted model, not a curated record.
AUGCUUAAGGGAGACAUCAUAAAGAGAGGAGAAUCAUUACCCUUUGCAAUUUGUUCUCAGUUGGGUUGGAUCAUUUCCGGGAACACUAUUACUGAUGAUUCGAAUCUAACUAACACUUUUACAGUGAAUAAUCUUCAGUUGAAUACAAACGAAUUAGUUGAAAGAUUUUGGUCUUUAGACUCCAUUCCGGAAGUCAAACGUAUUUCAAGUGAAGAUAAAAAAUGUGAAGAGUUCUUUAAAACAACACACUUCCGUGAUCAAAAUGGUCGUUAUGUAGUGAAACUUCCAUUUAAAGAUAACCCUUCAAGGUUGGGUAAUUCUAAAGAUCUUGCUUUACAAAGAUUUAAAUCUUUAGAGAGAAAUCUCUUAAGAUCUCCUGAUACAUAUGAUAUGUAUAAACAUUUCAUGAAGGAAUACUUGGAUCUCGGGCACAUGGAACCAGUCCGUAGUUCAGAGUCCCCAAGUCAGGCAUACUACAUGCCACAUCAUGCAGUAAUUAAGGAAUCUAGCUCUACGAGUAAAAUACGUGUGGUAUUUAAUGCUACUAGUAAGUCUUCAUCAGGACUAUCUAUUAACGACAUAUUGAUGACAGGUCCCAGAAUACAACAAGAGCUGUUUCCAGUUUUGGUCAAAUUCAAAUCUUACCCAGUAGUUGUCACAGCUGAUAUCAUGAAAAUGUUUAGACAAAUUCUAGUUAAUGAAGAGGAUAGAAACUUUCAAAGGAUAUUUUGGCGGGACAGUGAUCCUAUUCAAGAAUUUCGACUUAAUACUGUCACAUACGGCACUGCCUCGGCUCCAUAUUUGGCUACUCGUGCUUUAUACCAACUUGCCUACGAUGAGCAGAAUAACUAUCCUUUAGCUUCGAAGGCUGUACUUCAAAAUUUUUUUGUAGAUGAUUGUUUGGUAGGUGCUCAAAACACUGAAGAGUGCAAAAAUCUAGUAAAUCAACUCUUGCAAAUGUUAGAACGUGGAGGAUUUCUUCUGCGUAAAUGGUCAUCCAAUGACUUGUCAGUGUUAGAGAAUAUACCCCAGGAGUUGAGAAAUGAUUCUGAGGCUAUGAAAAUUCAAGACGAUAGCUCAAUCAAAGUUUUAGGAAUUAAUUGGAACCCCCGUGAAGACUACUUUAACUUUUCCGUAUCCAUUUCUGGUGAAAAGCUUUAA